Labrus mixtus (cuckoo wrasse) is the source of this 2315-nucleotide messenger RNA. RefSeq names its product poly(rC) binding protein 4 (gene pcbp4). Gene Ontology annotation, biological process: negative regulation of mRNA splicing, via spliceosome. Gene Ontology annotation, molecular function: mRNA binding. Lineage: Eukaryota; Metazoa; Chordata; Actinopteri; Labriformes; Labridae. The record is from RefSeq and is a predicted model, not a curated record. The coding region runs from base 315 to 1706 and encodes 463 amino acids. Gene Ontology annotation, cellular component: cytoplasm; nucleus. The transcript has 14 exons.
UGUGUGUGUGUGUGUGUUGGUGUGUGUGUGUGUGUGUGUGUGUGUGUGUGUGUUGGUGUGUGUGUGUGUCUCCACUCCUCAGCGCACAGGCGCCCUGCACUCCAGUCUGCUGACACACCGGGAGGACAGUCCGCUCUUUACGUCCGUGUCAUUGGACUCUAUGUGGAUACAAAUCCCGCUGAACGCAGACCCAUGGGGAGACUUUAGCCUGCGAUCACAUACAUGAAAACAGAGCAGCACUGAAGGAACUCGGAGAGCCAGAGAACGAGCGCUGGCCUUCGUCUGACUGUGUGACCAGCGAAUGAGCCUUGUUCAUGCGUCUCCCUGAGUGCCACUCCCACACCACUAUGAACUGUGAGCAGGACUUUGGAGACGGGGGCUUGGGAGUGACCCUCACACUACGACUGCUCAUGCACGGAAAGGAGGUUGGCAGCAUCAUAGGAAAGAAAGGAGAGACGGUGAAACGAAUACGAGAAGAGAGCAGUGCUCGGGUCAACAUUUCAGAGGGCUCUUGUCCAGAGAGAAUCAUCACCAUCACCGGCUCCACAGACUGCGUCUUCAGAGCUUUCACCAUGAUCACGUACAAAUUGGAGGAGGACCUGACUGCGCUGGUGGCCAACGGCACCAUCAGCUCCAAGCCACCAGUCACCCUGCGGCUGGUCAUCCCUGCCAGCCAGUGUGGUUCUCUCAUCGGGAAGGGAGGGGCAAAGAUAAAGGAGAUCAGAGAGAGCACCGGAGCUCAGAUACAGGUGGCAGGGGAUUUGCUGCCCAACUCUACUGAGAGAGGGGUGACGAUAUCUGGGAAUCAGGAGUCUGUAAUCCAGUGUGUCAAACUCAUCUGCACGGUAAUCCUGGAGUCUCCCCCAAAGGGUGCCACCAUCCCCUAUCGGCCGAGCCCCUCACCAGCUACUGUCCUCAUCGCAGGGAAUCAGGUGUUUGAGGCGUCAGAAUUUGCACCCCACCCUCUGUACUCAGUCACCCAGGGGGGCCUGGACCUACAACAGGAUGCUCUACUGUUCCAGGCCUACACUUUGCAAAACCAAUAUGGCAUUCCACACUCAGAGCUGGCUAAGCUACAUCAGCUGUCUAUGCAGCAAGGCCUGAGUCCCAUGGCCCAGCCCGCUUCCACCAUGAUACCUGGGAUGGACUCCAAUUCUCAGACAUCUCAGGAGCUGCUUAUUCCCAAUGAUCUGAUCGGCUCGAUUAUCGGCAGGCAGGGCACUAAGAUCAACGAGAUCAGGCAGGUUUCCGGAGCUCAGAUAAAGAUCGGCAGCCAGCUGGACGGGACAAGUGACCGUCAUGUCACCAUCACAGGAACACCGGUCAGCAUCAACUUGGCCCAGUACCUCAUUACCUCCUGUUUAGAGACAGCCAAAUCCACGGCCCAGGCAGCCACCAUGGCAGCUCCGGUCGACCUCAACAUGGCCUUCACCCAGCCAGCCUCCCCAGCUGCCUCCCCCCAACCCACCCUGGCCACCGUCGGCGCCCUGACCCCGGCUCAUAUGCUGGGCAACCCGUAUGGUGCCAUGCCCCUCUCAGGCCUGCUGGGGGUGAAGUCCGUCCCCUUUCUGACUCUGUCCAGCCCAGCCCCUGCUGUGGCCGUCACCGCAGCGCCCUCCCAUACCACUCUGGCUGCCUAUACCGCCAAAAUCUCUACAGCCAACUGCAUCAAAAAGCCAGAGAGACAGAAGUUUGCUCCCUACUGAUCCAGCUGCGUGUCUGGAGAUGAAUGACAGCUGCAGUGUUCUUCCACAAUCGCCUGAUGUAGCCAUAUUUCGCGGGCAGAGACGCUCUUGACUUUUAUUCUAUGACGCACCAACAGAGAAGAGACCAAUGGAGAUGUGGGUAAAGCUAUUAAAAGUUAUUUACAGUUAUAGAUAAUUUGUGAGUUUCCCAUGCAUUGAUGGACUGCUUCAUCUUCACCUCAUCACUGUUAUUGAUCACUAAAAAAAAAAAAAAAAAAAUGUUCUCUAACUUGAGAUACAUGUGUUCAGAUAUCAGUUUUCACAUGUGUAUGUCAGGUUAGAGACCAGUUACAAGUAUUUAUCCCUCAAUAAAAUUUGUAAAUUAUACUCAGAUGACAAAUGCUCUCAUGUAUGAUGCUUUUAUACAAUGUCUAUGUUUGCCUCUGGAAGUUUUUAAGAAAAUUUGUAAAUGUCUGAGGGUUUUUUUUUUUUUAAUAAUCUGUGCUAUGGUACUGUACUUUACUGUUCAGUGUUAUGUUCAUUUUGUUGGAUUUUAUUUUGAAUGUGCAAAUUGUUUAAUCUUUAUUUAUUAGUAUUGUUUCAUUUAUUAAAAGUCUUUGUUUCCGGAUA